Cladocopium goreaui is the source of this 682-nucleotide messenger RNA. The record is from the annotation of a GenBank genome assembly. NCBI's taxonomy places the organism in Eukaryota, Dinophyceae, Suessiales, Symbiodiniaceae.
UUCAGCCCGGCGACUUGUUGCGUGCUUCCGCGGCCAUCCUCUUCGCGUUUGGUAUGGUUUGGUGAUCAUCGACAACAUCACGGUCCUUGCCCACUUCCUUUUCACCCAGGCUGCGGCUCCGUCAAUCCGAGAUCAUCUUCAUCCCCACAAGGACUCUUCCGACGAUUGGAAGAAUCGGAAAGCUUCACAUAAACUUGACGACUUUUUGGUCAAGAUCGAGCACUCCAGCCAGGAUCCAUCAUGAAGACCAAUGGCUUCGCGCUUGUCGAUUGCCCGCUUCCUCUUCAUCGGGUUGCCUUCACAAGGUGUUCCUCAUUGGCCUUGUCCAAGAUGGCAUUGGCGCAAAGGACAAUUGGAGAUGGGAAUGGUGGACAUCAAAGAGGUCUCCAUCCAAGCUCCUUAGCAGUUGGCAAGGAAGUCGCGCUUUUCGAUGGCCACAGCUUCCUUCAUAGCACCAAGAAUGUCGAUGGGGCUGGGAGCACGAUCGAUGGACUUCAUUGCCUGGGCGCCAACACAGGCAGUUCUCCAUCCAUCACAAACUUGGAAGAAAGUCGACUUGCAGGUGCACAAGGAAGUUGGUGACGCUAGCUGAUUUCAAAGCAGGUCUCGAUGAAGGCCCUGAGCAGAGCGCGUGUAGCUGGCAAGCCAGAUCUCAAUGGAUGAUCAGCAAUGGGAAACCUAC